UGCCGUGUUGACUUCCACGCAGUAGUCAGUCCCGCCUCCUGCAGCCACUCACCUGGGAGCACCUGCCGUAUACCUGCCACACAGGUAACUUAAACCGGCUAUGGCGGAUUCCCAGCUGCUGUGCAUGGACGAUGAGCAUGUCAACGAAAAGAUCCCGGAGACCAAACCGGAGUUUUACUACAGCGAGGAGCAGCGGGCCGCCCUGGAGCGGCUCCUGAAGAGCGGGGACGGAGCCUUCAAGAUGCGGCUGAAGGAGGACAACAUCAAAGACUUCCUCUCGGCCAGGGAGAUCAGGUCCCUCCGGAAAAUGUUCAAAGAGUACGACACGGACAGUGACUCCGAGUCCGGGGACCAGGAGAAGUCCAAGGGGUCCUCCAGCGCGGACUCCGGGGUGCACUCCACAUACUGGCCCGAGAUGUCCGACACUGAGGUCCCGCCUCUGGACAUCGGCUGGCCGGGCAGCAGCGGCGUCUACAAGGGGGUGACCCGGGUGAGCGUGCACUCCCACCCGCCCAGGGGCCCCGGGCCGCACAUCAAGCAGGUGGUGAGGAGACUCAUACAGGAGGCACACAAGGUGGUGGCCAUAGUGAUGGACCUGCUGACAGACCUGCAGAUCAUCCAGGACCUGCUGGAUGCCUCAUCACGGAGGGGGGUGGCUGUCUACGCUGUGCUGGAGGCCAGGGGAGUGCCCCACUUCCUGGAUAUGUGCACACGGCUGCAGAUUAAUGCAGUCCAUCUGCGGAAUCUCCGUGUGCGCAUGGUGAGAGGUUCAGGGCUGAACCUGUCGUUUGGAAAGCUGCCCGGGUCCCUGUGCUCCAAAUACAUGCUGGUGGACGGAGAGAAAGUCAUGUUUGGGUCUUACAGCUUUACCUGGACCUCCUCUCGGAUGGACAGGAACACGAUCACCGUGAUGUCGGGACAGAUUGUGGACUCCUUUGAUAAUGACUUUCGGGAGCUCUAUGCCGUGUCCGAGCUGGUGGACCUCUACCAGGAGUUCAACAUCACCAAGCCGCCAAUUUCUACGCCCAUCAGGAUGCCAAAGGUGGAGAGAAUCCAGCCAAUUCCUGUGUCCAUGUCUCGCUUUCAAGUAUCUGUCGGGGACUCUAGACAGGUAGACUUAAAGGUGCCUGCACAUAAAUAUCACAACCCUAAGUACUCUUUAGUUUUUGGGAACAGUACGGGCCUCACUGGUUCCCUACAAGACCUGUCGAGAGUCAGCGACUCGCUGGUUGGGGGGCUGAUCCAGAGGAACGGCCUGCAAAAUGGCAUGCUUCAAAACAAGGACAAGGUGGACCCAGCCCCCCCUCAGAGUCCUGGUUCCCCUGCAGAGGACGAGGAUGGAAAGGGAAGCUUGAAGAGGAACCAGUUUUGUGGAGCUAAGAAACAACGCAGCUCUUUCAGGCACUUCCUGAAAGGCAGAGGAGCCAAUCAGAGUUCAGAGACUAUAGAGGAAGGCGUGGUCACUCCUCAGAGCCAGUCCCCUGUCUGUAAGGUGCCAGAGCUAAAUGGCAAUGCAAAUACAAAUAAGAUGGAAGAUUCCUUUGAGAUUAUUGAGAAACCGGAUUUACCGAAACCCAAAAUCAAGAAGCCCUUAAAGACCCUUCAGAGAAGCAUGUCCCUGCAGACCAUCAACACAGGAGACGAAGACGGAACUAAAAGCCGCCGGCAGCAUCAAAAGAAGAAUUGCAUCCAGUCAUGAGAUGAAAAACAAGAGGUCAGUCAGAGUUAUGAGGAGCAGCAGAGGAUCUCCUGAUGAAACAGUAUGAGUCACAGUAUCUGCUUACCGUAACCGGGUGACACGACGCUUUCUGGCCUGGUAUACUGCAGGUGAAGUAAAGGAGAGGAGAGAGAGAUAUUGUAGCUCAACUAAUCAUGUGAGGAAAAAACUCCUCCCAGAGAAUCUAAACAUUGUUGCCAAAGUGCUAAUGGAGGGCGAUUUCAUUGCCUUUGUUUUUGUGCUUAUGUUUUGUUUUUAGUAAAUUAUUCUACAGUUAAAGGGAUAGUUAAUUAUUUUUGAAGUAAGUUUUUUUGAUCUACUUAUCCACAGUCAUUGUACCUACAAUAGAUGGUGGUUGGCUUCAGGUUUGGAGAAACAGAUGGGAGCACCUGCUGAAAUAUAAGCAAUGUACUUCUUUGGACUGGGGUAGCAGCAAAACAUAUUUAGACUACUAAACAAUUCAUAUCAGUUAAAUUGAAUACUAUAUUUAGAAUAAUUUAGCUGCUUUACCUUGCUGUCAGGUGGCCCUUUUCAACAGGGUUCAGAAACUGUUAGAUUCAAAGCUACCAGACAUGGACAAAAAAGUUAAUUUGAACUUGCAAACCUUGUUGCUGCCUCAAUCAGUUAUUUUGUUGAUGUUUUUGUUUGGCGAGGCAAAAAAAACAGGAUGAGCAAAAUACUUGAGUACAAAUAUUUUGCAUAGAAAAUAUUCAUAAUGCACCGAUUGCGAUUGCGAUGACUAGAUGUGCGCCAUGUCAUCCUUAGAAAAAGAGAGAAGUGUAUUUACCGUUACUCUCUACUUUAAUUGACUUCUCUUUUAGCUAAAUGCUCAGACUGCAUUUAACCCACUGCGCCACACACCUCCUGUUUCUGCUAAUAGACAAUAAACAUCUUCAUGGUACAUUGGUACAUAUACACAUACCUCAUACCAUUGAGAUACACUGAUAUAGUGUACAUUUUUACACAAUGUACGAUCCGUAAUACUUGAAUAUGCUUUAAGAAAAACAACAGCCUACAUCUCAGCUCUCCAGAGGGUUUCAUUUAUUUAGUUAGCAGCUCAUGCCUUACAGCAGGAGCCCCUGAUUGCUUAUCAUAAGAGGAAAUAGGAAGGGUGUAUUUCAAGCAUGUUAUGAACAUAAGUCAUUGGGCUUUUUUCUUAUCAACUUAGAUUUGAUAGAAAAUGUUUUCAACUUUAAUUGACUGAAUUUGUUUGAAGAGUGGACUUCUUAACACAUGAACACUGUGUAAUAUCUGUUUUCAUCUAUAUUUAAGAAAUACAAUAUAAGACAAGCACAAGCUUCAUUUUUGGGCCAUACUCCAUUAUACUUUUUCAAUUUGCUGAGGGCCGAUUCAAAAUGGUCCGCGGGCCGCAUUUGGCCCCCGGGCCAUAGUUUGUUUAAAUAUAACAUUAUCAUUUUUAUUUUGUAUAAUAAUUUACAUAUUCUUUUACAACAAUUUAUUUCAUGGCAAAAAAAGGUGCAAAUAAAAAAAAACCUAUGUGUUAAGGUCUUAAAAAUGUGUAGAUAAGUGCAUCACUUCAAAACAUCCAACUAUCCCUUUACUGUAAGUGUUUUCUUAUAUGAUAUGCAUGAACCUGGUCACCACAGAGCAGCCAAGGAUUAUCACACCUGGUUGCUAUGGAGACAGGAGAAGUGAUCAGAUGUGCUGUUUGUCACCGAGUGUUGCCUUUCAGACUGAGGAGCCUUAGUAACAGAAGAACUGUUGAUCAGAGAGCGUCGUGCAGGCAGUGAAUUAUGUACGUUGUGUUGAGUUCAGCAGUGCAGACACACGCCUGCUCGGCUUCCUGCAGUGUGAGGACUUUGUUUGUUUACACUUUGCUUUUGUUCACUGGCAGAGACGAUAAUGUGAAUCCUUGAGAAACUACUUGAUGCAAAUAAUCCUAAUUUUGUAGCAGAGAUUGAAUAAAAGACUUGAAAAAAA
Gymnodraco acuticeps is the source of this 3658-nucleotide messenger RNA. RefSeq names its product family with sequence similarity 83 member Fa (gene sack1fa). NCBI's taxonomy places the organism in Eukaryota, Metazoa, Chordata, Actinopteri, Perciformes, Bathydraconidae. The coding region runs from base 101 to 1699 and encodes 532 amino acids. The transcript has 5 exons. The record is from RefSeq and is a predicted model, not a curated record.